Molecule: messenger RNA, 895 nt
Organism: Racocetra fulgida
Lineage: Eukaryota; Fungi; Glomeromycota; Glomeromycetes; Diversisporales; Gigasporaceae
Source: the annotation of a GenBank genome assembly
GUAAUAAUUGCAUCUAACCAUUAUUUAGUAGGAUUGUAUCCCCGAGUAUUCUUCAACCACCGGAUAAACAAUAAUCCACUUCAUCCAUCAUUAACAAUCUAUCAAGAAACCGUAAUCCGCACUUUGAAAUGGGCAUUUAAUUCACCAUUAACUUCUAUUCGAAAAAACGUAUCACUUUUCGAGUCGUUUAUGAAAAAAUUUAAAUGCACUGAACCAAUAGAACCAUUAAUUGACGAUAUCGAUACCGAUUUAAACGGAUAUUGGUUAGGUGCUGAGACUUGGCAAGGUCAACCUCCAGAAGCUAUUUUGUUAUACGUUCAUGGUGUUCAAUCUUUAUGUUUUUUAUUACAAACUUUAAGAACAAAGUAUAAUAAACAUAUUAGAGUGUUAACUAUCGACUAUGAACUAGCAUCCGAUGAGCCGUUCCCCGUUGGAUUAAAUUAUUUGGAACGUGUUUAUCGAUGGUUGGUUUCUAGUGAAGAUGUUGAAGAUACUUUUGAUAUUAAUGAUAUAAAGAAUAUAGAUGAAAAUAAUGAUAUAAAGAAUAUAGAUGAAAGCAAGAAUUUAGAUGAAAGCAAUAAUAUAAAGAAUUUAGAUGAAAGUAAUGAUACUGAAACUGGAAUUAGUUCGAGAAAAGAGGUUGAAAGUAUUGAUACUAGGACUAAUGAAAAAGUUGAAGAAUCCAAAGAUGGAAAAAAUUCUCUUGUUUUAGAUUCAUAUAAUGACCAAAUGUUAAAUCAUGACAGUAAUAUAGAUAAUGAAAUACGAACUGAUUUAGAAUUACGUAAUAAUAACAUUCUUGAAGCAUACAAUAAAAUCGACUCUCGAAUUACUUCAGUUACUUUAGAUAAUAAUGAUUCAAAAUCACUUUUUGAUAGUAUUCUUGAUGCAUAUG